Messenger RNA from Otolemur garnettii (small-eared galago), 3368 nucleotides. RefSeq names its product semaphorin 4D (gene SEMA4D). Gene Ontology annotation, molecular function: semaphorin receptor binding; chemorepellent activity. The record is from RefSeq and is a predicted model, not a curated record. NCBI's taxonomy places the organism in Eukaryota, Metazoa, Chordata, Mammalia, Primates, Galagidae. Bases 245 to 2845 code for a protein of 866 amino acids. Gene Ontology annotation, biological process: negative regulation of axon extension involved in axon guidance; positive regulation of cell migration; axon guidance. The transcript is spliced from 14 exons.
UUCUGAGGGCACAAGAAGCACCAAGUGGCCUUUGACACUGCGGUGGUGACAGUGGCCCCUCCUCACCUAGUGAGCCAAAAAUGUGGAUUUUGGGGGACCCUGCCGCUCAUCAGCUCAGGGCUGUACUGCUGGCCCCGGUCUGGGGGUGCUGAGUAGCAGCUGUGGGAACACGCCCGCCCUGGCCACCUGCUGUCCCUGAACCUUUGCUGCUGAAGCCCUUUGUGGCUGCCUCUGCCCGUUAAGGAUGUACGCCCCCAUGGAGGGGCUGCUCACGGCCCUCCUGGUGGUGUUUGGGAUGGCAGUGGCCUUUGCAUCUAUACCUCGGAUCACCUGGGAGCACAAAGAGGUACAGCUGGUACACUUCCAUGAGCCGAACAUCUACAACUACUCGGCCUUGCUGCUGAGCGAGGACACGGAUACCCUGUACAUCGGUGCCCGGGAAGCGGUCUUUGCGGUGAAUGCACUCAACAUCUCCCAGAAACAGCAUGAGGUAUAUUGGAAGGUCUCAGAAGACAAACAAGCAAAGUGUGCAGAAAAGGGGAAAUCAAAACAGACGGAGUGCCUCAACUACAUCCGCGUGCUGCAGCCACUCAGUGCCACGGCCCUGUACGUGUGCGGGACCAACGCAUUCCAGCCGGUCUGCGACCACCUGAACUUGACAUCCUUUGAAUUUCUGGGGAAAAAUGAAGAUGGCAAAGGAAGGUGUCCCUUUGACCCAGCGCAUAGCUACACGUCCAUCAUGGUUGAUGGAGAACUUUAUUCUGGAACAUCAUAUAAUUUUUUGGGAAGUGAACCGAUCAUCUCCCGAAAUUCUUCCCACAGUCCUCUGAGAACGGAGUAUGCGAUCCCAUGGCUUAACGAGCCUAGCUUUGUCUUUGCUGAUGUGAUCCGGAAAAGCUCGGACAGCACCGACGGCGAGGACGACAAGGUCUACUUCUUCUUCACGGAGGUGUCUGUGGAGUAUGAGUUUAUGUUCAGGGUGCUGCUUCCACGGAUAGCGAGGGUGUGCAAGGGGGACCAGGGCGGCCUGAGGACUUUACAGAAGAAGUGGACCUCCUUCCUGAAGGCCCGACUGAUCUGCUCCCGGCAAGACAGCGGCCUGGUCUUCAAUGUGCUGCGGGAUGUCUUUGUCCUCAGGGCCCCGGGCCUGGAUCCAGUGUUCUAUGGGCUCUUCACCCCACAGCUGAACAAUGUGGGGCUGUCAGCGGUGUGCGCCUAUGACCUGUCCACGGUGGAGGAGGUCUUUUCCCAAGGGAAGUACAUGCAGAGCGCCACGGUGGAGCAGUCCCACACCAAGUGGGUGCGCUAUAAUGGCCCGGUGCCCACGCCGCGACCUGGAGCGUGUAUUGACCGUGAGGUGCGGGCGGCCAACUACACCAGCUCUCUGAACCUACCAGACAAAACGCUGCAAUUUGUCAAAGACCACCCUCUGAUGGACGACUCGGUAACUCCAAUAGACAACAGGCCCAAGCUCGUCAAAAAAGAUGUGAACUACACCCAGAUCGUGGUGGACAGGACCCAGGCCCUGGACGGGACCAUCUAUGAUGUCAUGUUUAUCAGCACAGACCGGGGAGUCCUGCACAAGGCUGUCAACCUCGAGAGUGACGUCCACAUCAUUGAGGAGACACAGCUUUUCCAGGGCCCAGAGCCUGUCCAAACUCUGCUGCUGUCUUCAAAGAAGGGCAAGAGGUUCAUCUAUGCCGGCUCCAACCUGGGUGUGGUCCAGGUCCCCCUGGCCUUCUGUGGGGAGCACAGCACCUGCGCUGACUGCGUGCUAGCACGGGACCCCUACUGUGCCUGGAGCCGUCAGACAGAUGCCUGUGUCACCUUGCAAGAGACUGAGGACCCCAGCAGCCAGUUGAUCCAGGAGAUGAGUGGCGAUGUCUCCAGCUGCCCGGAUAAAACUAAAGAGAGUUGCCGGCAGCACUUUUUCAAGUACGGCAGCACAGUGGAACUGAAAUGCUUCCAGAAGUCCAACCUGGCCCAGGUGUUCUGGAAAUUCCAGAACAGCGUGCUGAAGGUCGAGAGCCCCAAGUAUGGUCUCGUGGACGGAAAAAACUUGCUCAUCUUCAACCUGUCGGAGGGAGACAGUGGGGUGUACCUGUGCCUGUCGGAGGAGCAGGUCAGGAAUAAGAUGGUCUCCCGGGUGGUCGCCAAGCACGUCCUGGAGGUGAAGCACAUCCUGCCACGACCCGAGCUGCCCACCUUGCCAGCUGUUCAGACGGAAGGCAGCUGGAUUGUCCCCAAAGUGUUGGCAGCAUCCAUCCCAGGCUCCCCUCCUCCGACCCCAGCUGUGGAAGUCAGCUCCCCCAGGGCCGUCACCCCUGCACCCAGGCCCGUCACCCCUGCCCCCAGGCCCACGCCCACCAGCAUGUCCUGUGAAACAAAGAUCGUGAUCAACACGGCUCCCCAUCCCCUCCCCGAGAAGACCAUGUACCUCAGCUCCAGCGAUAACCGCCUCCUCAUGUCCCUCUUCCUCCUCUUCUUCGUCUUCUUCCUCUGCCUCUUUCUCUAUAACUGUUACCAGGGCUACCUGCCCGGACACUGUUUAAAAUUCCGCUCUGCUCUGCUCUUUGGGAAGAAGAAGCCCAAGUCGGAUUGUUGUGACCGCGAGCAGAGCCUGAAGGAGACAUUGGUGGAGCCGGGAAGCUUCUCCCAGCAGAAUGGGGAGCAGCCCAAGCCAGCCCAAGACACCGGCUAUGAGACAGAGCAGGAUACUAUCACCAGCAAAGUCCCCACAGACAGGGAGGACUCGCAGAGGAUCGACGACCUCUCUGCCAGGGACAGGCCAUUUGAUGUCAAGUGCGAGCUGAAGUUCGCAGACUCAGAUGCGGAUGGAGACUGAGGCCGGCCAGGCAUCCCCACCCGCGCCUCGGCUGUGACACGUCCAUGCUAGGGGGUUUUGUGACUCUCCCGUUUGGUAGCCGAGUCUUGUGUAGCACUGCAUAGGUUACCCCGUGUCGAGCAGCCAGCCUCAGUCCUCUGUCUGUUUUCUCUUGGGUUGAGCCUGUGACUUGGUUUCUCUUUGUCCUUUUGGAAAAUGACAAGCAUCACAUCCCACGGUCGGUCGGAGUGCUUUACGGAGUCCUGUGGGCAGUGGUGCGGGUUUACCUGAGCCCUUUUUGUAGUGGGGGAAGAUGAUUUGACCCCCCCUCCCGGCUGAGAUGAACACCCCUUCGGCUCCCCUCCUCACAGCAGCCACUAAAAGAUAAUUCAUUCCAGAUUGGAAAUGACAUUUUAGUUUAUCAGAUUGGUAACUUAUUGCCUGUUGUCCAGAUUGGCACGAACCUUUUCUUCCACUUAAUUAUUAUUUUAGAAUUUUGCUUUGAUUGUGUUCAUGUUGUAGAUCAUUUUUUUUUUAAUUACUG